AUGCUGACUGACCGCUCUCCCACCGUCCUGCGCGCUCCCACCUCGCUCCUCUCGCAGGCCAUGGCCCAAGUCCAGGCCGAGUCUGCCUCUGCCUCCCCUUCGUCCUCCCGCGCCCGCCAUGCGGCUUCGCUGAGCACGCCCUCGUUUCGACUCGAAAACCUGCCGCGCUUCCAUCCGGCCGUCUACCAGUCGACUACCGCCGGCAGCUCGACGGCCUCCUCGGCUGCGUUCGACUUUGACGGCACCGCUACCUCAUCUCACAUGUACUCGCAUCAUCCACAUCAUCCGCAGGCAUACCGGCCCUCCUCGGCGUCGGCAAUGAUAUCUUCGCCCGCAGCAUCUUCUUCGACGGCCUCUUCUUCCUCCCGAGAUGCUCUCCGGCAGUACCGCGAGUUAGUCGCCGGCAUGGCCCUCUCAGCUCGCGCUUCAGCUCAGUCCUCGACGUUUUCUAAACCGUCGAAACCACGGCUGGAACCGCUAGGGAGUCCGGGUCCGGUGACGCCCCUGGCCCUGGAGGAGGAAGGGGAAGGAUACCUCUCUGCCGGAGCGAUGGAUAUCCUGGCGGCAGAUGGCCAGGGCCACGCGGGCAUUCGAGAACGGACUGAGCUGCUAGAUCAGCUUAUCAUGCGAGAGCAGGACCGUCUGGCCUCGAGGAUCAAUUGA
Trichophyton benhamiae CBS 112371 is the source of this 663-nucleotide messenger RNA. RefSeq lists its product as uncharacterized. The coding region runs from base 1 to 663 and encodes 220 amino acids. The transcript has a single exon. NCBI's taxonomy places the organism in Eukaryota, Fungi, Ascomycota, Eurotiomycetes, Onygenales, Arthrodermataceae. The record is from RefSeq and is a predicted model, not a curated record.